CUCAUAAACAGUACCUAUUCAAUAAUAAAACCCAAAAAGUAACUACCUACUCCUUCCUAUAUAACCCUCACCCCCAAUCUGCCAUCCCUCAACCCAUUUCACUUCACACCUCAACCUUAAUCAAUCCACUCUCUGUCUCUCCCUCUGUUCCUCAAAAUACACACAAAUAUACGUAUCUCUAGACUAGAUGGGUUUUAAUGAUGUUUGUAGCACCGGCCUCGUUUUGGGUUUAGGCUUUUCGUCUUCUUCGCCAGAUCAACCGUCAAGGAAACCGGCGGCUAGAAUCGCCGCCGCCGCGUCUGUAGGAUUUGAGCCAGACUUGACUCUCAGCCUGUCCGGUGAAACCUUCGACCAGCAGGCCGCCGCCGCUAAGAUGGCCGCAGUCUCAGGUUUGACCAUCAACAAGUCUGCCGUUGACCACUCCGCUGAUUUGUACCGACAGGACAGCGCCGCCUCCUCGUACUCCAACGUUAGCGUUAAGCGGGAGAGAGAGAGCGACGAAGGAGAGAUAGAGAGAGUUUCGCCGAGAGCCGCCAGCGAUGAAGAUGACGACGUCGCUAACGGCAGGAAGAAACUCCGUCUAUCCAAGGGGCAGUCCGCGCUUUUAGAGGAAAGCUUUAAACAACAUAGCACUCUCAAUCCUAAACAAAAGCAAGAUCUGGCCAGGGAACUCAAUCUCCGGCCCCGACAAGUUGAAGUCUGGUUCCAAAACAGACGUGCCAGAACAAAGCUGAAGCAAACGGAAGUAGACUGCGAGUUUCUGAAGAAAUGCUGCGAGACGUUAACGGAGGAGAACCGGAGGUUACAGAAGGAGGUGGCAGAGCUGAAAGCGUUGAAGGUGUCGCAGCCGCCGCUGUAUAUGCAGCUUCCGGCGGCGACGCUGAGCAUGUGCCCGUCGUGUGAGAGGAUCGGCGGCGGCGGCUCAGCCGUGGAAACGCCCAAUAAGAAGAUCAACCCUUUUACGAUGAUGGCGCCCAAACCUCAUUUCUUCAACCCAUUCACCCACCCAUCCGCUGCCUGUUAGUUGAUUUACGUGUUUAACCAUUCACCUAUUCCUAGCUAUAAACACAUAUUGCAUCACGAUCAUAUCUAUUUUAUAAUUAUUACUAUUAGUCUAUAUAUAUAAAUACGUCUGAUAUUUAUAUAGUGGAUAUACAUAGUACAUCUGAUCUGAAACGUACCCCCCAACCACCUUUUUUUGGUGUGGGCUUUUGAUCGUCCAAAAAUGGUUAAUUAAUUAUCAUGUAAGUAGAGACACAAAUUAGAGAUUACUAAUCAAUCUCAUUGUUUCUUUGUCAUAUAUGUUUUGUAAAUCUUAAUGAUUUAUUAAUAGAUUAUUGGUGUUAAUAAUAUUGUUAUUAUCAUUAUUGUUGUUACUAUGAAUUGUUUUUUGAUUCGUAUAAUUCACCUUCAUUUCACAAUUGUGAACUCACGAUUAUGCGAUGUAUGACUAUAUCACGUACGUAAUUCAUUGGACUUGCCGAAUUCCAUUCAAUAAUUGAGGUAAAGAACCCAGCAAAGGUAGCAAAAGUGAUAGCGGGAAAGGGGAAAAAGGCAAAUGAUUCGAGAAAUUACUUAUUUAAACACGGUCAAUGCAACUUGCAUGAUACUUAUCAAUGUUAGACUUAAUUAAAUUCCUAAAUACGAGUAAAGCAAGUCUUAUAUGCGACCAGUUGGAGUAUAACUUUCCGUAUGUUCCUAAAGGAGAUAUUAGCGGUAAAGGCUAAAGAGACAAUCAUCACAAGCAUAAUUGUAACUCAAAACUAUAUACGGAGUAUAAGGCCGGAUUCCAACAACUUGCAGCCUCAAUGCUAGGCUUGUUCAAC
Messenger RNA from Cuscuta epithymum, 1826 nucleotides. The record is from the annotation of a GenBank genome assembly. NCBI's taxonomy places the organism in Eukaryota, Viridiplantae, Streptophyta, Magnoliopsida, Solanales, Convolvulaceae.